GAGGGGUGAGAUAGAGAGCCGGGGAGGAACCGGUGCGCGCUCAGGCACGAAAGGCGCGCGCGCAGGACAUCAGCACACCGGCCGGGUCAAGGAGCUGCAAGGAUGGAGAUCCGACCAGACAGGUUCAAGGCGGUGGCGGGCAAAACUCUGGGGAAAAUUCACAGGUUGAUCGAGAAACGCCAGCCGAAUGGAGAAACCAUUGAGCUGUCGGCAGAGGGCCGCCCUGAGCUGGUGGAGGAGAAGGAACUGCCCGUGGUGGACUGCACCUGCUUCGGUCUGCCCAGGCGGUACAUCAUCGCCAUCCUGUCUGGCCUGGGCUUCUGCAUCUCCUUUGGUAUCCGCUGCAACCUGGGUGUGGCCAUCGUGAGCAUGGUCAACGACCACACUGUCUACAAAGGCAACAAGGAAGUGCUGGUGGCUGCACAGUUCACCUGGGAUCCAGAGACAGUGGGGAUGAUCCACGGCUCCUUCUUCUGGGGCUACAUAGUCACACAGAUCCCGGGUGGAUUUAUAUGUCAAAAAUUUGCAGCAAACAGAGUGUUUGGCUUCGCCAUAGUGGCCACAUCCACGCUCAACAUGCUGAUUCCAUCUGCGGCCCGCUGCCAUUACAGCUGCGUCAUCCUCGUCAGGAUAUGUCAAGGCCUUGUCGAGGGUGUAUCAUACCCCGCCUGCCAUGGGAUCUGGGCUAAGUGGGCGCCUCCUCUGGAGAGAAGUCGGUUAGCCACAACAGCCUUUUGUGGAUCCUACGCAGGGGCAGUAGUGGCUAUGCCUUUAGCUGGGAUACUGGUGCAAUACAUCGGGUGGCCUUCUGUAUUUUAUGUCUAUGGCAGCUUUGGGAUCUUCUGGUACAUGUUCUGGGUCCUGGUGUCAUACGAAAGCCCUGCAGCCCACCCCACGAUCACAGCUGAGGAGAGGAAAUACAUCGAAGACUCAAUCGGGGAGUCUUCAGCGUUUCUAAAUCCCCUUCAGAAAUUUAAAACUCCGUGGAGACAGUUCUUCACCUCCAUGCCGGUCUACGCCAUCAUCGUGGCCAACUUCUGCAGGAGCUGGACCUUCUACCUGCUGCUCAUCAGUCAGCCUGCAUACUUUGAAGAAGUCUUUGGCUUUGAAAUCAGUAAAGUGGGGAUGGUGUCCGCUCUGCCCCAUCUGGUCAUGACGAUCAUUGUGCCUAUUGGCGGCCAGCUGGCCGACUACCUGAGGACUCACAACCUGAUGACCACCACCAACGUCAGGAAACUCAUGAACUGUGGAGGGUUCGGAAUGGAGGCCACCCUCCUGCUGGUGGUGGGAUACUCUCACACCAAAGUUAUCGCUAUUUCUUUCUUGGUUCUUGCUGUGGGAUUCAGCGGCUUUGCAAUCUCAGGGUUCAAUGUCAAUCAUUUGGAUAUCGCCCCUCGAUACGCCAGCAUCCUGAUGGGCAUCUCAAACGGCGUUGGGACGUUAUCUGGAAUGGUGUGUCCUCUCAUCGUUGGAGCCAUGACCAAACACAAGACCCGAGAGGAGUGGCAGUACGUCUUCCUCAUAGCUUCACUGGUUCAUUAUGGAGGAGUGGUUUUCUAUGGACUCUUUGCAUCGGGAGAAAAGCAGCCGUGGGCCGACAUUGAGGACACGAGUGAGGAGAAGUGUGGCAUAAUUGAUGAGGACGAGUUAGCCAAUGAGACGGAGGAACUGUACAGAGGGGGCGGGCAGUACGGAGCCAUCAAUCAACCGGUGGUUGGUUCAAAUGGAGGAGGAGGAGGAGGAGGAGGAGGAGCAGGGUGGGUGACAGACUGGGACAAGUCUGAGGAGUACGUUCAACCUCCGGGAUACAACUCCUACAUGCAUGAAGGAGAGAAGGAAACAGAGCUGACAUAAAAGAUGGACACGAAGGAGACGAAAGGAAGGAAUGAGGGAUGAGGAGAGCCACCGCUGUACCAGAACGCCCUGCUGUGUGCUUUUGUACAACAUUUACAUCUUGUGCAUGUUGAGAGUGUGCAUCUGCUUCUAUCCCAGUAUGUGUGGACGUGCAGGAGUCUGACGGAUUUGUUUUUCAAACAAAAUUAACUAAAUCAGAACUUUUCUCUCUCCCGGGUUCAGAGCUACAGGUCUCGUUUUGCAAAGCGUUUGUGUGUUUCGGUGUGUGCGUCGGCCUUUUGCAUGUGCAGCACUUUGCUCAUGCAACAGGCGUUGUGUUGUACUGUCACGUGUAAACUGUGUACUCAUACUCUUCACCUUUUUUUAUUAUUAUUUUAUUUUGAAAGGACGCAAUCCUAAAACAAUGGUCACCACAAAAUGUGGUGUUGCUUCUUUUAAAGUAUCUCAAUCAAUAAGAUGAAAAGUGAAAAAAAAGUUUUUAUUUUAUUUAUUUUUAAGUUGUGAUAUUUAAGAAAUGGGUUUGGAUGAUGCAAACGUGAUGAUUGUGUAAGUCUGCGUGGGUUCAUUUCUGCCGUGACUUGAAGAAGUCUUUCCAGUCUGUUUUUAUGUUGUUUCAUUUUGAGAGGAAAUAAGGUGCUUUUGAUGAAGUUUAAAACCUUGCAGAUUUUUGUUUGUGCACAAAGCUACGCUUCUCCAUCUUAUCUCUAGGUGUUUGACCUGAUUAGGUCAUAAAUUCCUGGAGAAUUUUUAUCAUAAAGAUGCGCCGAAACAACAGUCUGAUACUUGAGGUACUUCCAGACAUCCGAGCACAAACUGCAUUUUUUCUUUUUGUUCAAACAGCGACUUUUCUCCAUUUUUCUCCUCGUAUUCUCACUAUCUAAAUUCGAAGUCAUGCCUGUGUUGGAGGGUCAAAGCUUUUCAGCCUAUCUGUGUCAGCCAGUGCGUGCAGGUGCUGGAAAAUUGUGCGGUGAGCAUGUUUUAAUGAGCACUGUACCCUGCCUGCCCUUUCUCCCUCUGUUCCUCUCAUUUACGAACACUCCAUGAUACCCACCUGAUUUCAAACAAGCAGACUUGUCCGCUAGUACAGAUUGAAUGCGUGCACACGUGAAUGAAUUUGAAGAAUUUAUAAUCUAAGGUUUGCAGAGAAUGUGUUCGGUCGGUCACAGAACCCUUUCCGUCACAUCGCCACGACACCUGGGCAAUCGGGUGUUUUUCUAGCAAAGAUUCUGACAUAUUGUGCAAUACUGCAGUUCUUUGCAGUCAUACAUAGAUUACAACAAAAAGUUUUAUAGAUUCAAUUUAAGAAUAAGAAAAGAAUGUUAAAAGUGAAAAUAUGUUGUGAUAUAUGUUAAAAGAAGGUUGAAUUAUAUUGUUUAGAGUGCAACAUAUUUAAGACUUGAAUGAUUAUUCCUGUGAACAGUUUCAUUUCCAAGUGUUGUAGCUGUGUAUCUUUAAUCAAGUUUCCUAUUUGUCUCAGUUUAUGGCUGUUUCAUUUUCGCCCCUCAUGAUGAAAUGUGUCAUUAUCUGAUGGGAAUCUGUAUUUAAAAAAAAGGAAGUGGUAAUUUGUAAAGAUGCAAAAAUGUAGAUGGGAUUUAAUGUAUAAAAUGUGAGAUAACCUUGUGAAAAAUAAAGAUUUAAGAAGUUUA
Messenger RNA from Oryzias melastigma (Indian medaka), 3500 nucleotides. It is a transcript of the gene slc17a7a, whose product is annotated as solute carrier family 17 member 7a. The record is from RefSeq and is a predicted model, not a curated record. Gene Ontology annotation, cellular component: synaptic vesicle membrane; excitatory synapse. Gene Ontology annotation, molecular function: neurotransmitter transmembrane transporter activity; L-glutamate transmembrane transporter activity. Lineage: Eukaryota; Metazoa; Chordata; Actinopteri; Beloniformes; Adrianichthyidae. The transcript has 13 exons. Gene Ontology annotation, biological process: transmembrane transport; neurotransmitter loading into synaptic vesicle; monoatomic anion transport. Bases 103 to 1854 code for a protein of 583 amino acids.